AUGCUGGCAGCUCUAAAGCCGUGCUUACCACGGCGCCUCGAUCGUGUCCUAUGCACCGCAUUGCACCCAUCCGCAGCGCACCGCGCGCUCCAGCCAGUCCAGUACCGAGUCUUAGUGCUCUGGGAUCAGGCUCAGGCCGCCGCCGGAACAGCAUGGAUUCGCGGAUUCACCGCAAAUUCCGGCGGAGAUUCAGGGAACGGGAGUAAUGCAGGAGGCAAGAAGGGGGAUUCGGCGGCGGAAGUAGUUGCGGAAGGCGGAGGGGAAUCCGCGCGCGUGGCGGAAGCAUCGGCGGAAGGGGCGGGGGAAGCGGCGGGGGAAGCCGCCGCUAGUGAGGCAUCGGCGGAAGCAGUGGGGGAGGAAGUCGCAGCGGAUGCCGUAGCGCACGCAGGGUACCAUGGCGCCCGGCGCGGCCGCAUUAGACGGCGUGAUUCGCGGAUCAGGUCUGCCACGGAAAUUAAGGGAGCCGCUUCCGCUCCCGCUGCAGCGGCUGCGAACGCGGAAGCUGCCGCGCUGGGGGAGGGGAAAUCCGUGGGGGGAAUUGCGGGGGAAAACGCAGGCGCAUCCGCGGAAGCCGGGUCAGAAUUCGUGAUGGGGGAAGGCGCAGCGGGGGAAGGAGCGGGGGAAGGCGGGGGGUUGGCGGAGGAAAACUCCAUCGUCCCCGCGGGUCCGCGUCCCGAGCAUUACCCGACAGUGCUCGCGAUUCCGCUCACGCGCAGACCGCUAUUCCCUGGUUUCUACGUCCCCGUUAUUGUCAAGAACCCCAAGCUGGUGGCGGCGUUGCAAGCGCUCAAGGCGCAUGGCACGCCCUACGUGCCCAUGCUUACACCUCCUCUCCCCUUUCUCCCCCCCCACAACAACCCCCCCCCCCCCCUCCCCUCCCCCCUGCUGCAGAACCCCAAGUUGGUGGCGGCGCUGCAGGCGCUCAAGGCGCAUGGGACGCCCUAUAACCCCAAAGCUGGUGGCGGCGCUACAGGCGCUCAAGGCGCAUGGCACGCCCUACGUGUCCAUGCUUACCCCUCCGCUCCCCCUUCUUCCCCCCCCAACACCCCGCCCCCUCUCCCCCUGCAGAACCCCAAGCUGGUGGCGGCGCUGCAGGCGCUCAAGGCGCAUGGCACGCCCUACGUGGGCGCAUUCCUAGUGCGCGACGACCAUGCUGCUCCUGCUGCUGCUGCUGCUGCUUCUUCUGCCGCUCAUCCUUCAGCUAGCGCAGCUGGAACAGCCGGAGCAGCAGGAGCAGACGGGGCAGAAGGAGCAGCCCCAAGCAGCAGCAGCAGCAGCAGCAGCAGCGGCAGCCGGCGGGAGUUGGGGCUAGAGAGGAGUGAUGGCGUUGCGGAGGAGUGGGGCAGGGAGGUGGCUGGUGGAGGGGGGGCAGCGGGGGCAGGGGGAGGGCAGGCGAAUGGGCAGGCGGAAGGAGCAGGAGCGGGGUUGGGAGAGGGGGCGGGAGAGGGGGAAGGUGUUGGGGGUGGCGGUGGAGGGGAGGCGUUUAUCAAGGGAGGGGAGCUGUAUAGCAAGCUGCAUGAAACAGGGACGUUCGCCCAGGUGAUGCAGGUGAUCAAGCCUCUUGAUGGCGACUCUGCGCAGGUGCUGCUGAUGGGGCACCGGCGGCUGAGGCUGACAGGCAUGGUGGGGGAGGACCCGCUCAGUGUCACUGUGGACCAUAUCAAGGAUCUGCCUUACGACAGCAACAGCGUGAUGAUUAAAGCCACGGUGAUGGAGGUGGUGAGCACGCUCAAAGACCUUGUGAGGCACAACCCGCUGUACAAGGAGCACAUCGCCAUGUUCGUGCAGCACGUGGGCGAGUUCAAUGCCUCGAGGAUGGCUGACUUUGGAGCCGCGCUCACCACUGCGGAUGAGCCAACACUGCAAUCGGUGUUGGAAGAGCUGGAUGUGGGCAAGCGCCUGUCUCUCGCGCUCAUGCUGCUCAAGAAGGAAUUAGAGCUGGCCAAGCUGCAGGCAAACAUCGCCAAGGGCGUGGAGGAGAAAUUGGCAGGGGAGAGCCGCAGAUACAUGCUCAUGGAACAGCUCAAGGCCAUCAAGAAGGAGCUAGGGCUUGAGAAGGAUGACAAAACUGCACUCAUCGGUCGCUUCAAGGAGAAGCUUCAGCCAUUUCAGCAGAACUGCCCUCCAGCAGCCAUGCAGGUGAUCGAGGACGAACUGGCCAAGCUGCAAGGCCUGGAAGCAAGCUCAUCAGAGUUCAACGUGACGCGCAACUACCUCGACUGGCUCACGUCCAUCCCCUGGGGGCACUACAGCGAGGAGAAUCUGGACGUGGUGCGGGCGCAGCAGGUCCUGGAUGCGGAUCACUACGGGCUGACGGACGUGAAGGAGCGCAUCCUCGAGUUCAUUGCUGUGGGGCGGCUCAAGGGCAGCACACAUGGCAAGAUCAUCUGUCUGGUGGGCCCACCAGGGGUGGGAAAGACGUCCAUCGGUCGUUCCAUCGCCAACGCCCUGGACCGCAAGUUUUAUCGCUUUUCCGUUGGAGGGCUGUCUGACGUGGCAGAGAUCAAGGGCCACCGGCGCACCUACGUGGGAGCCAUGCCAGGCAAGAUGGUGCAGUGCUUGAAAUCGACGGGGGUGGCCAACCCUCUCGUGCUUAUCGACGAGAUCGACAAGCUGGGAAGGGGCCACGCGGGCGACCCAGCAGGGGCGCUGCUGGAGAUGCUGGAUCCGGAGCAGAACGCGUCAUUCCUCGACCACUACCUGGACGUGCCCCUCGACCUAUCUAAGGUGCUCUUUGUGUGCACGGCCAACAUGCUUGAGACCAUCCCGGCACCCCUGCUGGAUCGCAUGGAGGUGAUUCGCCUGGUGGGGUACAUUUCAGACGAGAAGACCCACAUCGCUCGAGGGUAUCUGGAGCCUGCUGCCCGCACUGGGUGUGGUGUGAAGCCAGAACAGGUGUUGGUCACUGACGCUGCGCUGCACUCACUCAUCGAGACGUACUGCAGGGAGGCGGGCGUGAGGAACCUGCAGAAGCACAUUGAGAGGAUCUACCGCAAGGUGGCACUUAAGAUAGUGCGGAGGGAGGGGGCGAGGGAGGAGAAGAAGAAGGUAGCAGCGGCGGCAGCAGCAGGAUUGCUGGAGGAUGGGGAAGAGGACAAGGAUUCUGUCUCCAGCAGUGCUAGUGGCAGCAGCAGCAGCAGCAGCAGUGAUUUCAGCAGCAGUAUUUCUAGCGCUAGUGAUUCUAGUAGCAGCAGCAGCAGGAAGGACAGUAUGGAUAUAGCGGAGAAGAUUAUGGAGGGUACAGAGGGGGCUCUGGACUUGGUUACUCGACUGUCCGAUGAUGGGGGAGAGGGAGAGAGGAGGGGCGAGGAGAAGGCGGAGAAAGAGGAAAAAUCAGAGGAAUUGGGUACCCGUGAGGAGAAGGAGGAGGUUAAGGAGGUUAGGGAGAAAGAGGCUGGAAGUGAGGAUGGGACGGAGGGUGAGAAGGAAGCUGAGAGGAUAGUGGUGGACGAGGGCACGUUGGUGGAGUAUGUGGGGCAGCCGGUGUUUCAGAGCGAGCGCAUGUACGAUGAGACGCCCGUGGGUGUGGUCAUGGGGCUGGCGUGGACGGCCAUGGGGGGAUCGACUCUCUACGUGGAAGCAACCGUCAUUGAGCAGGCAGCAGAAAGGGGCAGUCUGGAGCUGACGGGCCAGCUGGGCGACGUGAUGAGGGAGAGCGCCACCAUAGCGCACACAGUCGCUCGGCAGAUCCUCACACGUGCCGACCCCGGCAGCGAGUUCUUCAGGAAGACGCGCAUGCACAUGCACGUGCCGGCUGGGGCCACGCCCAAGGACGGCCCGAGUGCUGGCUGCACCAUGAUCACUGCCAUGCUGUCUCUGGCUCUGGGGCGGCACGUGCGGGCGGAUUUGGCGAUGACUGGAGAGGUCACCUUGACUGGCAGAGUCCUGCCGAUAGGAGGGGUGAAGGAAAAGACGAUUGCAGCUCGUCGCAACGGUGUGAAGCUGCUUGUGUUCCCCAAGGCCAACCGGAAAGACUAUGAGGAGCUGCCAGAGCAUGUGAGGGAGGGGCUGGAUGCACGGUUUGUGGAUCACUAUGAUGAGAUCUUUGAGCUUGCAUUUGGACGGGGAGCGGAGGAGAUGGGUGCUGCAGAAGUGGUGGCUGAUGCUGUGGCUGUUGAGCCUCAGAGGGAGAAGGCCGGUGCUAUUAUUGCGUCGUGA
Closterium sp. Naga37s-1 is the source of this 4158-nucleotide messenger RNA. The record is from the annotation of a GenBank genome assembly. NCBI's taxonomy places the organism in Eukaryota, Viridiplantae, Streptophyta, Zygnematophyceae, Desmidiales, Closteriaceae.